This is a messenger RNA of Solea senegalensis (Senegalese sole), 1277 nucleotides long. RefSeq names its product tumor suppressor candidate 3 (gene tusc3). Gene Ontology annotation, cellular component: oligosaccharyltransferase complex. The transcript has 10 exons. NCBI's taxonomy places the organism in Eukaryota, Metazoa, Chordata, Actinopteri, Pleuronectiformes, Soleidae. The record is from RefSeq and is a predicted model, not a curated record. The coding region runs from base 23 to 1033 and encodes 336 amino acids.
UGCCACUCAGCAUCCUUCCGUCAUGGCGACUGUAUGGGCUAAAGCCUUCGCUAACCUGCCGGUUCCCAUUGUUUUCUUCCUGCUGCUGCUAUGUUUGCCACCCGGGGGAGGACAGAAAAAGAAGGAGAACCUGCUGUCAGAGAAGGUUGACCAGAUGAUGGAGUGGUCCUCUCGGCGUUCGGUCGUCAGGAUGAACGGUGACAAGUUCCGUCGCUUUGUCAAGGCUCCACCCAGGAACUACUCUGUCAUCGUCAUGUUCACUGCCCUGCAACCUCAAAGACAGUGCUCUGUCUGCAGGCAGGCAAACGAGGAGUACCAAGUCCUGGCAAACUCGUGGCGUUACUCGUCCGCAUUUUCCAACAAGCUCUUCUUCACCGUGGUGGACUACGACGAGGGCGCUGAUGUUUUCCAACAGUUGAAUAUGAACAGCGCUCCAACCUUCAUGCAUUUCCCGGCGAAGGGAAAGCCAAAGAGGGCCGACACGUUUGACCUGCAAAGGAUCGGCUUUGCUUCAGAACAGUUGGCCAAGUGGAUUGCAGACCGCACUGAUGUUCAGAUCCGUGUCUUCCGCCCUCCCAAUUAUUCAGGAACUAUUGCUUUGGCUUUGCUAGUUUCUCUGGUUGGAGGUCUGCUGUACCUGAGGAGGAACAACUUGGAGUUUAUAUACAACAAGACAGGCUGGGCCAUGGCUGCAUUGUGUGUGGUUUUUGCAAUGACAUCUGGUCAGAUGUGGAAUCACAUCAGAGGUCCUCCCUACGCCCACAAAAACCCCCAGAACGGACAAGUGAGCUAUAUCCAUGGCAGCAGUCAGGCCCAGUUUGUGGCCGAGUCUCACAUCAUCCUUCUUCUGAAUGCUGCCAUCACAAUGGGAAUGGUGCUGUUGAACGAGGCGGCCACCUCCAAAGGAGACGUUGGCAAAAGGAGAAUCAUCUGCCUGGUUGGCCUUGGCUUGGUGGUGUUUUUCUUCAGCUUCCUGCUCUCCAUUUUCAGGUCCAAGUACCAUGGAUACCCUUACAGCUUCCUUAUUAAGUGAAGAAAAGACAGUGGAGGAGGUUAAAGGAGGGUGAAGCGGGAGUAGGUGAGGAGAAGACGAGUUAUGAGGAUACUUGAAGAAGAAGACGCAGCAUUACCAUUGAUUUUAGAGUGCAUGUCUUUUUUUUUUUAGUUGUUUCUUCUUUUUUUUUCUUUUAAAUCAACUGCUAUCUUUGACUUUGCAAACUGACUUAUUCAAUAAAUUAUUACCAUUUACACUGGAAAAUAAAGGAUUUGGGCAUGUA